CACUGCCCGAUUGCUUUGGAUUUCUUUUGCUGCCAGGCUAAGAUUAAACUGGGGACCUGACAGCGCGUGGAGCCGUGAGUGCAGUGGAGAGACGUACUACUAACCUAGUUAAAUACGUCGAAACCAACACCGAGAAUAUAACUUAAGAACUCUUACCACAGGUUUUUUUUUUAUAGGAAAUUUGUUUAUUUUAACAAAGACGCAAAUAUGUCCUGGCAAGGCUACGUGGAUAACCUGAUGGCCGAUGGCAGCUGCCAGGACUCCGCCAUUAUCGGGUACACGGACGCCAAAUACGUCUGGGCAGCACACUCCGGUGGUACUUUUAAUAAUAUAACGCCUUCAGAAAUUGACGUCAUAGUUGGAAAAGAUCGAGAGGGUUUCUUCACUGGCGGUCUGACCCUAGGGAGCAAGAAGUGCUCUGUGAUCAGAGACAGCCUCCUAGUCGACGGUGACUGGACGAUGGACAUCAGGACAAAGAGUCAAGGAGGGGAACCAACAUACAAUGUUUCCGUAGGCAGAGCCGGCAAAGUCUUGGUUCUUGUAAUGGGCAAAGAAGGGGUCCAUGGAGGCGGAUUGAAUAAGAAGGCAUACUCAAUGGCAAAAUACUUAAGGGAUUCAGGGUUCUAGAUUAGAUGGAGUAGAUUAAUUUGAGGGAAAAACAAACAAAAACACAAAACUUAAGAAAAAAGGGAAAAAACAAAGGAAAAAAAAAAAGUAUAUUGCUGUUAAGAUUUCCCCAUCAUAUCAUUAACGCCUUGGAAACAUUAAUAGCAAUGAAGGGUAGCCUGGUGGGGGCGGGAGGGUUGGGGUGAUAGAUCUGUCACCUUUUUAUCUCCCUAUGUUUAUUGGGGAAAGACUCAAGUUUUUUUUCUUUUCUGUUCAUUUGUUUGUUUCGUUUUGUUUCCUUGUAUACUCCAGUAUUGGUUAUAGUCAUGGGAAAGGAAGGUAUCCAUGGAGGGCAGCUCAACAAGAAAGCUUUUUCCAUGGCCGACUACCUGAGGAAGAGUGGGUAUUAAGCAGCCUCCUCCCCCAUCCACGCAGAAGCCCAUUCUCACCACCAUCACGUUAUCGUUGAAACUGCUACUCCAUUUAGUUGGCAGACGCUUUUUUUUUUACUUUUUCAGUUUUGUCCUGUCCCCCCCCCAUCCCCCCCUCCCCUCCCUUUCCCCCCUUCCCUCCAUUCAUUUAUAUGCAUUAACUCACUGUGUACCCAAUUCUUUUCCCCCUCUGCUGUUGCACCGUAGGAAAAUGCACAUGUUCUUAAUGUGGCAUUGCAAAAAAAGUGUAUUUUAGAGUUUAAAAACAAAAAAAAGUACAAAAAAUGAUUAAAGACAAAAAAAAUUGGGUUGAUUACAGAUCUGGGCACUUGGUAUAAACACAGCACUGGAAACCUAAAUUAGGCAAAGGAAACCUAAAUUGGCUGACAUUGGAUGCAAAGGUGCCGAUAGUAAUGUUGGAUGGGUUGAUGCCUUUAGUGCGUGCUCAUAUGUCUUCCUUUUCUAUAGCAUGUCUAGGAGGGAAAUUGCAUGCAUAUCUUUAUCUUAAUGAACUUUAACCCUUUGACCACCCCCUCCAAAUAACAAGAAGAAAAAAAAAAAAAUCCUCAUUCUCAACUCUGGCCAAAAUCCUUCCCUUUUUACCUCACUGUUCCUUGUAGGCAAUUUGCCACCUUCAUCAUUUUACCAUUUUACAAGGACACCAGCUUUCCUCCAGGACAAACCAAUGUACCUCUUUCCCCCACAAACUAUUGCAACUUCCUUAUUAAUAACCUGCAUUGGAUGCUUUUGCUGUUGUGUUUGGGUGUGGUCUUACAAGUCGUGGUGUGGUGUUGGAUUAUUUAGAGAGUAAUAGCAAAUCGGCAUUGUUGAGAUGCAGAAAUGUCCUCUCUUCAUCACAUCCCUGUCUAUAUAAUCUCCAUGGACAUUCCACCUUAACAAUAGCUCAGGCGCUUAACCCUUAUUUGCCAGCUCCUGUAAUAUACAUUCUUUUUUUAUUUUGUACUGCCAUUUUGGACAGUAGAUAUCCCAGCAUAACCAUCUGGAGUGUUGUCCAGUUUGAUUUUUUUUUUUUUUUUUUUUUUUUUUUAAUAGGACCAAUUUUAUUUGCAGCUUGGGGUAUUUGCAGUCUUUCUCUGAAUCAUUGUAAAGGGCGACUGGUUGCUACAUCUGUUUGCCAACUGUAUCACUAACUUUUAACACUAAACUCUGACACUAGAGUUCUCAGCUGAAUUUGGUCAAAACAGAUGAAAUGUCACUCGUCCUCAUUCGUCAGCUAUCUGCAGCAAUGUUGUCUUCACGGAUAACUGCAAUUGACUCUGUAAACCCCCACCGUGGAGGGGGGAAAAAAACUAUACUGUGGAAUAAAUGGCCUUGUGCUCUAGUCAUCAAAUAAGAUGUGGUAUCAGAAGUUGUCUGUGAAAGCACGGUACUUAAAUGUAAUGUCCAAUUAAAAAAGAAAAAAAAACCUGGAAAGUUUAAAAAGAAAAAAGAAAAAAAAAAAGAAAAAGGAAAAAACAAAAAAAAAUUGUGCACACUUUUCAUGGGAGAUGGUAUUGGUUGGAAUAAGAACACUUUUGGUUGUCUUGUGGAAUCUUUCUACAAUGUGUAUCCUGUGCCAUAACGUAGAGCUAUGAUCUGUUGCAAUUAUGAGAUGGAUUUUAUCUGCAGCCCAGAAAGGAGUCAUUGGAAUGGCACUUCUUAUGGAUAUUUUGGCGCAAGCUCAACAUGUUCAGGCCUUGUGGAAUAUGUACAGAUUAAAACAAACCUUUGUCGCUGAUUUAUGUUCAUUUCUUUCCCUACACCUUUUCUUACAUCUUGGGAUACGGUCUAACUCGACUUAAUAUGCAUUAAAAUGAAAAAAAAAAAAUGCCAUAAAUUGAUAAACCACCUUGUUUACAGACAGAUCAAAUAAAUUUAUUCCAACCAGAUAA
Molecule: messenger RNA, 2929 nt
Organism: Conger conger (European conger)
Lineage: Eukaryota; Metazoa; Chordata; Actinopteri; Anguilliformes; Congridae
Product: profilin-2-like
Exons: 3
Coding region: 208-627 (139 amino acids)
Biological process (GO): positive regulation of actin filament bundle assembly; regulation of actin filament polymerization; actin cytoskeleton organization
Cellular component (GO): cytoplasm
Molecular function (GO): actin binding
Source: RefSeq, a predicted model, not a curated record